AGGAUUUCUUUGUCUAACUCCUCCAUCUUUUUAGUUUUUGGUUUCAAACGGUUUGGAUAGGAAGGAGGAGGAUAAUAAGGAAGAGGAUUUUCAGAGGAAGUAUUAGGGAAUACUAACCUGGAGUUAUCAGUCACCAAUUUACUAAUAAUAGUUUCUGAAUGGGGACUUCUGAAACUACAGAAUGGAUCAUGGAAUAUCAUCAAAGCAGACCAGGAUUGGAAGUAUUGCAGCAUCAAAUUGAUGACUUUAUAAUUGCUCAUGAAGAAAAACUGGAAGAGGAAAGAAAAGAAAAAGAAGCCCUUGCUGCUGAAGGGGGGUGGACAGUUGUUGUACACCAUAAAGGUAGAAAGAAAACUACUGAUUCUGAAACUGGAAUUGCAGUGGGUUCGGUUGCUCAAGCAGCCAUGGAGAACAAAAUGACCAAAAAGAAACAUAAAGAAGUUGGUCUUGAUUUCUACCGAUUUCAAAAGAGAGAAACACAGAGAAAUGGUAAAAUAUGUAUUUGUUUUUGAAAGUGACCUAAAAUUGUUCUGUUUAUGUCAAACAAAUUAC
This is a messenger RNA of Vigna unguiculata (cowpea), 552 nucleotides long. The record is from RefSeq and is a predicted model, not a curated record. Lineage: Eukaryota; Viridiplantae; Streptophyta; Magnoliopsida; Fabales; Fabaceae.